GGUGUGCUUGUAGCCACUGAAGGGGGGCCUCGUGAAGAGAAUCUCUUGCCAACAACUCUUUCUGUCUGGAAAUUUCUGACAUGGGGCUUUAAUAAUCUUUUGUGGGCAAGGUCAAGAACGUCCUUGAGUGCUCUCAGCUUUAGUCCCUACCAGGCCAGCCUCUUUGUAACGAAUCUUUUCACAUCUGGUCCAGUUUCAUCUUCGGAGAGCUCACUGUCAUCUGAUCUUGUGUACUCAAUGCUCAGGAAUAAUCAGUCCUUGUGCUGGAAUACGACCAGGAAAAGUAGAUUGCUUUCUUCAACACACAUUGAAAAUUGGAAGCCAAAGUCAUUAGUAUGUAUUUGCUCUCGCAGACUGGUAUGGCAAGCCCGUUGAAAUUUGGAGAAAAACAUUUCUUCCUGGAGACCCAUCACGGUAUCUUCCAGUGGCCAGAAUUUUUUCCAAAUUUGUUGUUGCAUCUACAUUUGAAGACGAAGUUGUCGUAGUUCUUUUAAAUCGCACCUUUUCUCAGAGCUUUUUUUAUUUAUCAAUCCUUUGAUUUUUGAUUAAUGAACCGGUGUCGAUAAACAUAGAAUUAUACAUGUACAUACAUAACAUAAUGUAGAUUUAUAUCUACAUGCAAUGCAUUAUAUAAAUAUAGGAAAUUUUCGCCAAACGCCCUUAUCCUUUAUACCAUCACUUGAUCCAUUCUACCAUUUAUGUUGGUGGAAGAGGUGUGGGGGGGGGGGCAAAAUGAAGAUAGCCUUUUAUUGCUUCAACAAGUUGACAGUGGGCCUCUAACUCUAAAAGAAGUUUGACUCUUUAAUGUAAGCCCGAUAUUUUUCACCCAUAAGAGAUGAAGAGGCAUCCCGGGGCACUCAUCUAUUCACAACUGUAAACAGCAGUGGUUUCAGCUGA
Messenger RNA from Pocillopora meandrina, 897 nucleotides. Lineage: Eukaryota; Metazoa; Cnidaria; Anthozoa; Scleractinia; Pocilloporidae. The record is from the annotation of a GenBank genome assembly.